Loxodonta africana (African savanna elephant) is the source of this 9524-nucleotide messenger RNA. RefSeq names its product C-type lectin domain family 2 member D (gene CLEC2D). NCBI's taxonomy places the organism in Eukaryota, Metazoa, Chordata, Mammalia, Proboscidea, Elephantidae. The record is from RefSeq and is a predicted model, not a curated record. Bases 268 to 888 code for a protein of 206 amino acids. The transcript has 6 exons. Gene Ontology annotation, cellular component: external side of plasma membrane.
GUGCAGGCCUAGGCGCAGCUCGGGUCUCCAGCGGUCACCUCCGAGUCUGGCCCGGCCCGAGUGGGGCGCCCCUGCUUCCCCUGGGUGUGGGCUGGGCGGUGGGUUCGGGAGGCACCCGCGAGGAGUUCAUCGGACUUAGAGCGACAGCGUAGCCUGCUUCCGAGGGAGUUGCCAAGACUGAUGUUUACGGAAGCUGUCACAGCAGUAUCGGUUUCCAGUUCUCAUGGACAAGCAACUACUUUUUAGAGCGCUCCUCUAAGUGAGAAGAUGUCAGAUGUGGAGACUUCGUCUGACAGGUCACAAAGUGACCAUGCAUUGGUAGAGCACUACCUGGAAAAAUCAGGUAGAAGAAGAUGGCAAACAAGUACAUUCCCUGUAACCUUUGCCCAAAUUUUGUGUUGCCUCCUCAUUAUAUUCCUAACCUCAACUGUUUUUGCACUUUCUGUUAUCAUAGCAGGGAGAAAACAAGAGAAUGUCUUAGAGUUCUCUAUGUGUGCUGCCUGCCCAGAAACCUGGAUUGGAUUUAGAGGGAAGUGUUAUUAUUUUUCUGAGGAGACAAGGAAUUGGACAUUCAGUCAGACCUUCUGUGCCUCAGUGGAAGCUAGUCUUGCUCAGUUUGAAAUCCCAGAGGAACUGAUUUUCCUGAAAAGAUACAAAGGUCCUUCUGACCAUUGGAUUGGCCUUAGCAGAGAAUCGUUUCUUCACACCUGGAAAUGGACAGAUGGCACCGAAAAUAAUAACUCGUUUACCAUCAAAGGAGUUGGAGAAUGUGCCUACCUGAAUGACAAUGGUGUCAGUAGUGCCAGGGCCUAUACAGAGAGGAAAUGGAUUUGUAGCAAGCAAAACGAUUAUCCCCAAAGAUGCCAAAUUGAUUCAAGAUGUAAAUAGAGAAUUAUCCAAAGCACAGGAGAGCGAUGCAUUGUAAAUUGUUAUGUACAGUUGCUGAUCCAUUUUUAUGGUCUACCAAAAAUACUACCAACCUGUAUUCAUAAUAUCUAUUGCCACAAAGGAUACAAACUGUAUAGUGUAGUGGUUAUCAUGUUCACUUCACAAAGGAUACAAACUAUCACAAACAGCCUACUGCCACUGAGUCUAUUCUAACUCAUAGCGACCUUAUAGGACAGAGAACUGCCCCAUAGGGUUUCCAAGGAGCAGCUGGUGGAUUCGAACUGCGGAACUUUUGGUUGGCAGCCAAGCUCUUAACCACUGUGCCCCCAGGGCUGCACAAACUAUCAUAGCCUGGUAUAAUACAGGGAUUUUGAAUAGCAUGAUUCUCAAUUAAUUGUUUGAUGAGUUGAUGAGUUGGAAUUCACUUGAUGGCAAUGGGCAAAGAGUUUUGAUGUGUCAAUACUUUUAAUUUGAUCACGGGGUAUAAGAAAUAUCAGCAAACUUUACCUUUAUGACCAGAUACAAAACUUACUAAAAUGUCUUUUCCAAACAGACAGUCCUUGCUUUGCACACAUGAAGCCAUAAGAAUGACCAUGCUAGCUGAAGCCAUGUAAAAAGAUAUUAGUAAUCAACGAGAAAAAUUGAUUGUUCUGUGACCUUCAAAAAUUUUUGUGAACACAUUCAAAACUUUUUUAUUGUCAGAAAUAUAGAGGGGAAUUUAAAAAAUGCUAAAAUGAUAUUUAUUUAGUAUAUCUUGUUUUAAAACAUUAGAAACACUGAGAAUUUACGUGUUUUCUUUCUUGGUUAAAAAAACAAACAACUUAUUGAAAAUAGUUUGAACAGUGCUCACCUUCUUUUCAUAGUACAACUAAUUAUACAGAAUGAACAUCUUUGGUGAGUUGUCAUAGCACUUUCUAGGCUUGAAUCAGCUUCCAACAUUUUCUCUUUGUGCUUUCCAUGUUGUGAAAUAUCUAUGAGAAUUCCUGUGAAAUAGUUUCUGUAAUCUCUUCCUCAGGAACAUCUUCAUCCUUUUCGUCACGACCACUUUACUCAUUUAUGUCAAUAGUUUGCCUUCACUAAGUUCUUAUGGCUGCAUAUCUAGAGCCUCCCAAUGGCAGCAAUACCAGUGUUCUCACAAUCAGCUGUUUCUCCUAUAAUUCCAUUUACGCUUGAUUCACAUUUCACUUCCUGCAUUAUCACUCUUCAUUACUCUGCUGCACUGUCAUUUCUUUUUGGCCAAUCUCCUCUUUGGGGUAUCCAUUUUUGUAAAAUGACACAUGAGUUAAUAAAUAAGCAACAAGGAGGCAACACAACUACAUGCUUUGCUGUCUGUGCAUGAGAUGAAAAACAGAUGUGCAGUGACCAGUCACUGACAGACUUUGAAACAAGUGCUGCAUUGGCCACGAUAUAAUGAGCAUCUCUUGUUUGUGUAGAGAUAUGUGGACUGAAGAGCUAUCAGGGAAGUGUAUACUCAUGCAAUUAUUCAGUUAAUUGCACAGUUAAUAUACUGUGGUACUGAAAUUUGAACUGUGUUGUCAGGUGGUAAUUGGAAUAUAUGCACAUCAGAACUGUACAAAGUGAGGACUGUCUCUUUAAAACAUGGAUUCCUCAUGCCUAAGGCAAAUACCGUUCUCUCUUUUACCCUUUAUUGGAUUUAAAUCCUUGAGUUUAUUCCAGAAUAAGUCAAAGACAGUUAACAAUUUGAAUUAUUUAAGCAUUCAAUACCUAAUUGCACCACUGUUUAUAUACUAAUAAGUUUUAAAAAGAAAAUAUUUAAAAUUUUAUGGCAUCAGCUACACUGUACUGACGAAUCCCAAUAAGGAUGAAAUAGCAGUUUACAAUAUAUCUCCUCACUAAUAUGCUUCCAUUGCUCUUACUUUAUUGACAGAUUGAUCAGUUUCUUCUUGUAAUUCUGAAAUUUUUGCUGCGUAUAUUUUGAGAUUAUGUUAUUAACCAGAAAAAAAAAUUUUUUUUUACUGUGUUGUUAGUUGCAUAUAAACAUAUUUCAUAAAAAUUAAAUCUUUUUCCAGUAAAUAGUAACCUUACUUAACUCUAAUAAUGUUUUCUGCCUUAAAAUUCAUUUUAUGUCAAGCUUUCUAACAGGCAGGAACAAAGUCUAGUUCACGUCUGUAUCCUAAGAGCCUACCACAGUGUCUCAAAUACAGAUAUGCUCAAAACAUAUUUGUGGAAUGAAAGAAUGUGCUCAUAGCUAUAAGACUCUGCCUUAUUUCCUUGGUUUCUGUUUACUUUUUCACAAAGAAAUCUAAAUUUCUACAGAAAUCUAGGAACUAAGAAGCAAGAUUUUUUUUUUUUAAUUUUUAUCGUGCUCUAAGUGAGUUUACAAACGAAGUCAGUCUCUCAUACAAAAACAUAUAUACCCCUUGUUAUAUACUCCUAGUUACUCUCCCUCUGAUGAGACAGCACCCUCCUUCCCUUCACUGUCUAUUUUCGUGUCCAUUUGGCCAGCUUCUGGCCCCCUCUGCCCUCUCAUUUUUCUCCAGACAGGAGCUACCCACAUAGUCUCGUGUGCCCACUUAAUCCAAGAAGCUCAGUCUUCACCAGUAUCAUUUCCUAUCCCAUGGUCCAGUCCAAUCCCUGUCUGAAGAGUUGGCUUUAGGAAUGCUUCCUAUCUUGGGCUAACAGAAGGCUUGGGGACCAUGACCUCCGAGGUCCUUCUAGUCUCAGUCAGACCAUUAAGCCUGGUCUUUUUUUUUUAGUUUUUAUUGUGCUUUAAGUGAAAGUUUACACAUCAAGUCAGUCUCUCAGACAAAACCUUGUAUACACCUUGCUAUAUACUUCUGGUUGCUCUCCCGCUGAUGAGACAGCAUAUUCUUUCUCUCCACCUUGUGUUUCCGUGUCCGUUCAGCGAGCUUCUGUCCCCAUCAGCCUUCACACCUCCCCUCCAGACAGCAGCUGCCCAGAUAGUCUCAUGUGUCUACUUGAUCAAGAAGGCCACUCCUCACCAGCAUCAUUUUCUGUCUUGUAGCCCCGUCCAAUCCCUGUCUGAAGAGUUGGCUUCGAGAAUGUUUUCUGUCUUGGGCUAACAGAAGGUCUGAGGACCAUGACCUCUGGGAUCCCUCCGGUCUAAGUCAGGCCCUUAAGUCCGGUCUUUUUGCUAGAAUUUGGGGUCUGCAUCCCACUGCUCUCCUGCUCGUUCAGGGAUUCUCUGUUGUGUUUCCUGUCAUGGCUGUCAUCAGUUGUAGCCAGGCACCAUCUAGCUCUUCAGGUCUCAGGCUGAUGUAGUCUUUGAUUUGUGUGGCCCAUUUUGACUCUUGGGCUCAUACUUACCUUGUGUCUUUGGUGUUCUUCAUUCUCCUUUGCUCCAGGUGGGUUGAGACCAAUUGUUGCAUCUUAGAUUGCCCCUUGCUAACGUUUAAGACCCCAAAUGCCACUCUCCAAAAUGGGAUGCAGAAUAUUUUCUUAAUAGUUUUUAUUAUGUCAAUUGACCUAGACAUUCCCUGAAACCGUGGUCCCCACACCCCGGCCCCUGCUGUUCCGGCCUUCAAAGCAUUCAGUUUAUUCAGGAAACUUCUUUGCUUUUGGUAUAGUCUAGUUGCGCUGAACACUCUUGUAUUGUGUGUUGUCCAUCCCUUCACCUAAAUUAGUUUUCGUCUCCUAUCUAAUUAGUGAGUCCUCCCUCCCUCCCCCCUCUCGUAACCAUCAAAUAAUAUUAUCUUCUCUGUUUAGACUAUUUCUUGAGUUCUUAUAAUAGUGGUCUCAUACAAUAUUUGUCCUUUUAAGAAGCAAGAUUUUAUAUUGAUAAACUCCGUUAAGUAUGUGACUAAUUCAUAAAUAAAAGUUGAAACAAACAGUGACCCUAACUGACCUACUAGUCUUUUACAAACUAGCUUCCAAACCGUGUACCUAAAGCAUGGACUCCGUUACUUACCAGCUGUGACCCUGGCAAAUUACAUAGCCCCUUAAGUAGAGUUUCCUCUCAUGAAAAAUGAAUAUAAUAAUAACAGCUUCACGGCUAGUUGUAAGAUUCAAGUGAGAUCAAACAUGAAAAUCUCUUGCCACUGUGUCUGACUCAUAGCAAAUACUUAAAAACAUUGUUAUUGCUGAGUGGAAAUAAAAGUAAAAAUAACAGCAGUCAUCCUGCCACUAGCGUGGAAACUUCUACAGUGUUGUUAAAAAUUCAUUCUGGUGUUUGUGCUCACAGAGCUGUGUUAAUUUGUUAUGCUUCUGUAGAAAUCCCCACUGGCUGAACUAUGACUCACAUGUGGGAAGUGUUCCUUCCUCGGAACAAGCCUGCAAUAACAUAUACAACAGGCAAUCUACACACUUUGGAACACCCAUUCUUACAGUUUCAAUAUAUCUCGAUUCAUUUUUCACACUGCAGCCAAAGUGAUGAUUCUAAGCCAAAAUAUGAUCAGGCCACUCCCUUGCACACAAUCUUUCAGUUUUUUCUCCUUUACCCUCAGUCUAAAACCCAAACUUUUAAUCAAGGUCUCGUAGUAUAAUUAUGCCACUGCUUUCUUUCCAUCUUCUGCCAGUCUUUGUCUUCAUAGUUCCUAAGCCCCAGACUUGACACUAAAACCAAAAACUAGCAUAAGAAAUAAUAUGCAUAGUAAGUUUCCUGCUAGUGUACGGCAUCCAAGCUCGUGGAAGGGUCCCAGAAGUUUCACCUUUUGGUUAGCACCCGAGCUCUUAACUACUGUGCCGCCAAGGCUUUAUAAUGAGGCUUAGAUUGGGGGAAAUAACCAAUCAAUGAGAACACAGGGAAUGCAAAAUAGAACCUAAUCUAAGGAUCAGAAAACAUAUCCAUGGAAGGUGAUAAUCAAACUAAGACUGAGGAUGAGCAGACCAAACUUUUCUGUGGUUGCAGCUCUCUUUACCCAGUCACCAUGCCCAAAGUUGAUCUCCUCUCUCAAACAGUGUUUUGGAACUCUUUGACAGCUUCAACCACAGUGAUUACAUAAGUUCUGUUUAAACACAUGUGAAGUCAGCUGUCAUUGUACGAAUGUUCUGAUUAUGAAAUGAAUAAACAAGAAAUAGUUUUAAUGUUUGCUCAGUGGAAGUGGAGAUAAAAUGUAUGUACAGUGGGUGUUUCUCAACAUGUGAAAUGGAUUUAGUGCUAGGAUUAAAAUCUUUUUUUUAUGCAUGAUAUUUCAUUUUGCAAAUCUGAUGCUAUCCCUGUCAGAACCUGCAUUCUAGUGUCUUUCAGGAUACAAAGUAUCUGAAACAGAGGUAAUCAAAGAAUAGGAGCAGAGCAAGAAAAGAACAAACUUGAAUAAAAUGGAAAAGGAGAGAAGCCAGGGCAAAAGAAGUAAAAAACAAAGAGAGAUAUUCGAUAUAUUGCAACAGGAAAUCAGAUGGAGAAAAGAAGGCCAAGACUUUAGGUCAGGACAAGAAGAUGUAGACUCAUCUCUCCCUGAUCCUCACCCGGAAACAACACAAGAAACAAUGGGGUGGGGGUGGGGGUUGGCAGGUAGGGCGGAGGAGGGGAGGAGGGGCUUUGAAUGGUGUUAAGAGAGAGGUGGGAAUCCGUGGGUGGUGUACACAGUUAACACGCUUGGCUUCUAACAAAAAGUUUGGAGGCUAGAGUCCACCUAAAGGUGCUUCAGAAGAAAGGCCUGAUGAUCUACUUUUGAAAAAUCAGCCACUGAAAAGCCUGUGGAACACAGUUCUACUCUAACACACAGGGUCUCCAUGAGUCAGAGUUGAAUCAAUGGCAACUGGUUUUCAAGGGCAAAGUGAGCUGGUUUGUAACCCCAAGACUGAAAGACUAGCACAGAGGCGGAGUGUCCUGUGCCUCCUCCAACCCCCACCACACCCAAAAGAAGAAGGGUAUGGUCCACUCCCAGUGUUUCCCGAUCCCAACCUAGUAAUAAAAGGCAGCCCAGAUAGACUCAUUUCUUCCCCUGACUGAUGGGAGUCUCAUUGACAACACCAGGCAAACCCCACAGUACCAGUCAAGGGAAUCUGUUAGGAGUACCGUUGUCAGUAAGUGGCCAGGGAAAGUACUCUUUUCCCUCUCAGGCCUUCUUCUCUCACCUGGAGACAUGACAUAUUCAAAGAAACCAGCAAGGGGGACACUGCCACAAGAAGCACAUGGCCCGUGUGCUCUGUGGGCUGUCUCCAAGUGCUGGAGACUCCCUUUUGCUACAGUCAGCGUGCAGACCAGAACGGAAAAAUCUCCUUCUGCCCUUUUAAGAAGCAUCAGUAGGGACCAGGGGACCAGGGCCUCAGUGGAACCAGAUAAACCAAAAUAACAGUACAAACCUCUGAAAAUUGGUGUUAUUGGAACUGCAGCCCACAAAAAUAAGUCAGUGCUUGCAUGCUAAACCUAAACAGGGUGACUGCCUGCUAAAAUAAAAAAUGUAAAUAAGAACCAGAGACUUCAAACAUAAUCGCCCAAAUGUCAAGGAUACAAUAGAAAAUAACCCUUCAUACCAAGAACCAGGAAAACCACAUCUUGAUUAAAAACUCUCAGAAAACUAGGAAUAGAGGGCAACUAGCUCAAGUCCAUGAAGAACAUCUACAAGUAAACCUACAUGUAACCUCACACUUUAGGCUAAAUACUUUCCCCAUAAUAUCAGGAAGAGGCAAUAAUGUUCUCUCUCACCACUAGUAUUUUACAUCAUACUAGAAGUUCUAGCCUGUGCAAUAUUUGUUGUUGUUAAGGUGCAGUCAAGUCGAUUUCCACUCGUGGAGACCCCAUGUGAUAGUGUAGAACUGCCCUAUAGAGUUUUGUAGGCUGUAAUCUCAAUGGGAGCAGAUCAGCAGGUCUUUCUUCAUGGAACCACUGUGUGGGUUUGAGUCACCUACCUUUCGGUUAGCAGCUGAGUCCUGGGCAGUAACACACUUCCUUUUCUCAAAAGGACCCCACAUUUUAUUUAAUGCUCUACCAUCAAUGUCUUGAAAAUUUUAUUAAUUUUUGAAAAAGGUGCUCUACAUUUUUAUUUUGCAAUUCUAUGUACCUAGAAAGUGGGAGUGUGAGUGAGUGUGUGUGUGUGUGUGUGUGUGUGUGUGGCGGGGGAAGGGAGAUUAGAAAGUGGACAUCUUUGGGGGGACAUUAUUCUGCUUACAAUAUAUGCUUAAACAAGUAGCAAGCUAGAGAAAUGGUAUUUGGAUUAGGCUCAUUUAGCUCCAAAGGGUGUGUUCUUUCAUGUUACAGUAUACUGCCUUUUACAUCCCUAUUACAUUGAAUAUCUUUAUCAUUUUUCCUGUUGCUAAAGGCAAAGAGCCCCAAGAGAAGUAGGACAAAGUUCAGCUGGAAGGAGAUCAUUGCCAUGAGUUUUUACUGUUUUCUAUAACUUUGUAUCAGUCUGGUGUUCUAAUAAAAUAAGAUCAGAUUACUUUUAUAUUCGUCAGUUGAGAUAGUCUCUGCUCUUGAGUAAUAAAGGGGGAAAAACCGAAAACUUACUGGGGUUUCUUGUUUCCUUCUACAUCAAAUUAUUCAUCAAUUCUGUCUCCUAAUAACCCCAAUUUAAAUAAUCUUUUUUUUUUUGGAAAAGAAGCAAAUCCCCUUACUAAGCGAAAUUAAAAUCAGUCUACUUCUGUGUUUUCUUACCUACCAUCAUGGUAACUCUCCAGGGGUCAUGUAAAUAUACAUAAUUGUGUCAUAUAUGGUAUCAGCUAUGGGACACAGGGUUGCAAAAGAAAGUAAUCAGAGUUAUACAGCUUAACCAAAAAAACCAAACCCGUUGCUGUUGAGUCAAUUCCAACUCACAGCAACUCUAUAGGACAGAGAAGAACUGCCCCAGAUGGUGCCCAAGGAGCACCUGUGGAUUUCAACCUUUUGAUCAGCAGUUGUAGCUCUUAAUCACUAUACCACCUGGGUUUCCAGUACAGCUUAGAGGUUGUAAAGUUUACAUAGUUUAACAUAGGUCUUUAUUACAACUGGAAGCUUUUUCACUUUUUUCAUUUCAUAAUUUGUGUUCAAGCCAUCUUAAAUUACAGGUGGUUUCCCAAAUGCUAUAUAGUCUCUUUUCUCUAGGCCUAAUCAAAUGCAAGGAACUCUGGUGGAGUGGUGGUUAAGCGCUGUCUAUUAACCGAAAGGUGGGUGGUUCGAACACACCAGCCCCUCCGUGGGAGAAAGAUGUGGCAGUCUGCUUUCGUAAAGAUUUGCAGCCUUGGAAACCCUAUGGGGCAGUUGUUCUAUCCUAAAGUGUCACUAUGAGUCAGAAUCGACUGAAUGGCAAUGGGUGGUUUAAUCAAAUGCAGGGGUCCUAGCGGCGCAAUGGUUAAGUGCUCGGCAGUUAACUGAAAGGUGAGAGGUUUGAACCCACCAGCCACUCAGCGGGAGAAUGAUGUGGCAGUCUGUGUCCAUGAAAAUUACAGCCUCGGAAACCCUAUGGGGCACUUCCAUUCUGUCCUAUAGAGUUUAUAGAGUUGCCAUGAGUCAGAAUCAACUUUGCUACAAUGCGUUUUUUUUUUUUUUUUUUCUCUCCUCAUAAAAAACUGUCCCCUGGCUUAGGUGCUUUGCCUAAGCGCUCUCAUAAUACCUUACUGCUUUUCACAACUUGUUACAAUGAAUCAUGUUUACCUAUAUAUUUAUUUUUCAGGUUCCUAUCAAUGACGUUCCAUCAAGGAAGUGGCUUGUCUUGUUCAUUAUGUAUUCAGAGGCCACCUGGUCUGUUGCCUGAAAGAUACGAAUGCUAAAAAAAAAAAAAAAUAUGUGCUAAAUGGCA